Molecule: messenger RNA, 1572 nt
Organism: Diospyros lotus (date-plum)
Lineage: Eukaryota; Viridiplantae; Streptophyta; Magnoliopsida; Ericales; Ebenaceae
Exons: 6
Coding region: 47-1426 (459 amino acids)
Source: RefSeq, a predicted model, not a curated record
UCAAAAUCCCCAAAAAUCUGUACAGUCUCCUCUCUCUCUCUCGGCCAUGGAAGACGAGCAGGAGAGCUUCUUAGGGGAAGCGGCUAUCAAGAAGGAGCCCCCACCGUCGUCACCGGCUGUCGUAAUGCUGACCCCAUUCUCGGCCUAUGUCUCGCCAUCGCCGCGCCGUCUCUCCAGCCGUUUUAUUCAUCUGAAUCGGCCAGUGCGAGCGGCAGCCAGACGGCUCGACCUCGCUUGGGUAUCUCUCCAGGGCCGGCUCGUCGGCGCCGAAGAAGCCACCUCGGCUAGAACAUUGAGGGGUGGCGGUGGAUCAUUGGCUCCAGAAGAGGCGAUGGCGUGGGAGAUGUUUAGCCCCAUCCAGAGGGUUCUUAUCGUCGCAGUCAUUGCCGUUGCCGCCGUCAACUCCAAAAAGAACAGCCAGAUUUAUCGCCUGACGAAAUCUGUUGAACUUAGGGAUCAGGUGCUUUCAAGCAUGCAAGAGAAGCUUGAUAAAUUAUGUGAGCAAGUUAAUUAUUUUAAAGAUCAGCAGGGAACUUGGGAUGAUAAUAUGUUUGGGUUUGAAAAAGUUAAAUCUGUACCAUGUGGCUGUCAGCCUUGCAAGCAUCAUCAACACCUACUGAACGACCCAAUGGAUAAUCAUGCGAACGAAUCUUUUAGUGGUAAAGAUAUGUUCAAGUAUAAAAUACAUCUCUGUGAUGUGGAGCCAGAGGAGCGGCGCAUGUCUGAUCUGUCAGAUUGGGCUCCCAGUGUUACUUCCUCCGUUGACAUACAGCUGAAUCCACUAGCAAUUGAGCAAGACAUCAACAAUCUCAAAAAGGAAUGUGAAGAAAAGGAUGCCACCAUAAAGGAGCUAUCUACUUUUAUCCAUUCAUCUGAACUUGCUGGUUCUAAGAGGAUUGCAGAGUUGGAGGACAUAAUCCGUAGGAAAAACGUGAGAAUUACAAAACUUAAGAAGGACAUGUUGGUUCUGGAACAGAAGGUAGUGCAGCUAACAAGACUUCAGAGACCCUCUUCUGCAUCAAGCUCAAAUUCAAUGCAGCUACCGGUGAUGGCUGAUAAUCUCCUAUAUGAUAUGGAUAGUACAACCAGCUCGUCAUCCUCUGAUUCGGAUUGUCCUGCCAGGAACCGACCACAGGCUCCUGUUUCUAAAAGCCAGGAAAAUUGUACUCCGAAUGGCAGUGUAACUCCAAGGAGGAAGGAGAAAAUAUCAGAACGUACAAAAACUUCUGGCUUCUUACUGAAAUCAACAGACAAGCAACAAAAGUCGCGACCAGUGAGCCCUCUGAAAGAAAAACCUAUUAAUGAAACACCUGAUCCCAUCUCUUCUUUGCGACACAUGCAGUUGAUAUUGGCUGGUGGCAAUGUUAAACAUAGGAGGCGGGAAAUUGGAUCUAAGGUUGCAACCCCGCAGAAGAGAUGGCUUUAGUAAGUACAAGAAGGUUUGUAUUUUGAUUACUCCAUCCUCUAAAAAGUGAGAUGGAAUCUUGAGUACUUUCUCUAGAAAAAUAUGAGGAUGAAUCAAUUAUGUUAGUUCCCAAAGAUUAAUGGAAGUUCAAGAUUUCCCUAAAACUA